AUGUCCACGUGGAACGUCUUUCGCAUCAUAGGCGAUUUCUCCCACCUGUCAUCAAUAUGCAUCCUGAUCUGGGCCAUCCACCGCAACAGGAGUGCCGAGGGCAUCUCCCUCCUCACACAAAUCCUCUAUGCCCUCGUCUUCGUCACGCGCUACCUCGACCUGUUCGUGCCGGAAGUGUGGGGUGGUAGGUCAUGGCAUACGAUAUGGAACCUCAGCUUUAAGAUCUUCUACCUACUCACCUCAUUCUACAUUGUGUACCUGAUGAUGAAGAUCUUCCCGCGCACGCGGGAGAGGGAGCGUGCGUGGAAAUUCGGGAUUUGGUCGGUCGGUGGUGCUGUUGUGCUCUCACCUGUCUCGAUCUUGAUCUUUGAGCGCGGGUUUCCUCCGCACUGGUUCUUGGAGCUCACCUGGGCCUUCUCCAUUAUCCUCGAGUCGGUGUGUGUCCUGCCGCAACUGAUCUUGCUGCGCCAAACCACCGUCCCGACAGUGAUCGACUCCUACUACCUGCUGACCCUGGGCUCGUACCGGGCAUUCUAUUUCCUGAACUGGCUGGUGCGCGGAUUCGGGAGCGGGCAAUGGGAUCCCAUUGCAUUUAUCUUCGGCAUCGUCCAGACGGCAUUCUACCUCGAUUUCGCUUGGGUGUACUAUACACGCCAGCGGGUGAAGCUGCGCAACGGCGGGGUGGUUGACUCGGAGGAUUUCCGGAAAAGCUGGCUGGUGAACCGCGUGGUGAACUUCCGGCGACCACGGGCCGCGGCGGAUGAGGAGCAGAACCUGCGGGAGGACGAGGAAGACGAGGGCUCGCAGAACACUAACCGAUGGGGUGCGAGAGGUAUCUCGAUCGCGGCAGAUGACGCACUGGAGCACGAUUUGGAUGAUGAAGAUGAGGAACAUGUCGCGCAGCAGCAGCAGCAUGUAGCGACAUCGUAA
Penicillium lagena is the source of this 930-nucleotide messenger RNA. RefSeq names its product ER lumen protein-retaining receptor. The coding region runs from base 1 to 930 and encodes 309 amino acids. Gene Ontology annotation, cellular component: endoplasmic reticulum; cis-Golgi network; membrane. The record is from RefSeq and is a predicted model, not a curated record. Gene Ontology annotation, biological process: protein retention in ER lumen; endoplasmic reticulum to Golgi vesicle-mediated transport. Gene Ontology annotation, molecular function: ER lumen protein retrieval receptor activity. The transcript is spliced from 3 exons. Lineage: Eukaryota; Fungi; Ascomycota; Eurotiomycetes; Eurotiales; Aspergillaceae.